AUGUCCCCCCCGUACGGCAGCCUGAUGAGAUACCUGUUCCCAGCCUUGCUGCUGCACGGGCUGGGAGAAGGUUCUGCUCUUCUUCACCCGGACAGCAGGUCCCAUCCUCGGUCCUUGGAGAAGAGUGCAUGGAGGGCUUUCAAGGAGUCACAGUGUCAUCAUAUGCUGAAACACCUUCACAAUGGAGCCCGGAUCACUGUGCAGAUGCCUCCCAAUAUUGAGGGACACUGGGUUUCUACUGGCUGCGAAGUUAGAGCAGGCCCAGAGUUCAUCACAAGAUCUUACAGGUUCUACCACAAUAAUACCUUUAAGGCCUAUCAGUUUUAUUACGGUGGCAAUCGCUGCACAAACCCUAUCUACACACUAGUUAUACGUGGCAAAAUACGUCUCCGCCAAGCAUCCUGGAUCAUUCGAGGGGGUACUGAAGCUGAUUAUCAGCUGCGCAACAUACAGAUCAUAUGCCACAACGAAGCAGUAGCAAAAAAAUUAAGUGAGUUGGUGAACCAUACGUGUCCUGGAUUUAUACCAGAAGAUAGUCCCUGGGAGCAGGAUGUGAGCUACGAUUUGCUGAGAGAAGAGAAUGGCUGUGAAUGCACCAAAGCUCUGAAUUUUGCCAUGCACGAACUCCAGCUGAUCCGUGUGGAGAAGCAAUACCUGCACCACAAUUUGGACCACCUUGUGGAGGAGCUAUUUCUCGGAGACAUUCAUACUGAUGCUACUCAGAGGAGGUACUAUCGGCCCUCUAGUUACCAACCUCCUCUUCAAAAUGCCAAGAACCACGACCGCACAUGCAUCGCAUGCAGAAUCAUCUACCGGUCGGACGAACACCAUCCUCCCAUCUUACCCCCCAAGGCGGAUCUGACCAUAGGGCUACACGGAGAGUGGGUGAGCCAGCGCUGCGAGGUGCGACCAGAGGUCCUCUUCCUCACUCGGCACUUCAUCUUCCAUGACAACAACAACACCUGGGAAGGUCACUACUACCACUACUCUGACCCCAUCUGCAAGCACCCCACCUUCACCAUCUACGCCAAGGGACGCUACAGCCGGGGAGUGCACUCGUCCAAAGUGAUGGGCGGCACGGAGUUUGUGUUCAAAGUGAAUCACAUGAAGGUCACUCCCAUGGAUAUAUCCACAGCCUCUCUGCUCAACGUCUUCAACGGGAACGAGUGCGGAGCACAGGGGUCCUGGCAAGUUGGGGUUCAGCAAGACGUCACCCACACGAACGGCUGCAUCGCACUCGGCAUCCGCCUACCUCACACUGAGUACGAAAUCUUCAAAAUGGAGCAGGAUGCCCGGGGCAGGUACUUGCUGUACAACGGCCAGAGACCGAGUGAUGGGUCCAGCCCUGACCGACCGGAGAAGAGAGCCACUUCCUACCAGAUGCCUUUAAUUCAGUGCGCUUCAUCAGUACCCAGAUCUGAAGAGUCACCAGAGGAGAAUAAAAUAAGGCUGUAUAGCAGCAGGGCACCGGAAAAAUAUCCCAGUGCCCCAGCAAUUCCUUUGGUGUUGUUUAUUUGUACUGUGUCAUAUUGGGACAUUCUCAGCUAG
Molecule: messenger RNA, 1548 nt
Organism: Gavia stellata (red-throated loon)
Lineage: Eukaryota; Metazoa; Chordata; Aves; Gaviiformes; Gaviidae
Gene: APCDD1
Product: APC down-regulated 1
Exons: 5
Coding region: 1-1548 (515 amino acids)
Biological process (GO): negative regulation of Wnt signaling pathway
Cellular component (GO): plasma membrane
Molecular function (GO): Wnt-protein binding
Source: RefSeq, a predicted model, not a curated record